This is a messenger RNA of Sinocyclocheilus rhinocerous, 967 nucleotides long. It is a transcript of the gene lrrc3ca, whose product is annotated as leucine rich repeat containing 3Ca. NCBI's taxonomy places the organism in Eukaryota, Metazoa, Chordata, Actinopteri, Cypriniformes, Cyprinidae. The coding region runs from base 73 to 873 and encodes 266 amino acids. Gene Ontology annotation, molecular function: protein binding. Gene Ontology annotation, cellular component: plasma membrane. The transcript has 2 exons. The record is from RefSeq and is a predicted model, not a curated record.
AUGUUGGGUACAGCCCCCUGGAUACUCUCAGCACAGGUUGUACUCUAAAGGGAUUAUGCCCGCUGUCCCACAAUGCUGCUACCCUCAGGUUGGCUACUUCGGCACUCUGUGGUCAUGUGGUUGCUGUUUCACAGCUUAGUGCUGAUGACACUGUGUUUCCACCAUGCUGCGACUUCCUGCUCCAAACGCUGCUACUGUUCAGACAGCGAGGGCUCAUUUGGUGGUAAGACUAUGCGCUGCAGCAACCUGCAUCUUACUGAUAUCCCUCAGGACAUUCCCAAUGACACACGACGCCUCUACUUGGACUACAACCUCCUGACCAGCAUCCCUGCCAAUGCCUUUCAUGAUCUUCCACUGCUAGCUGAACUGGAUCUUUCCCAUAACGAACUAGCUUUGCUUGAACCUGGAGCCUUUAUAGGCUUGGCAGUCUCUCUACAAUUUCUGGAUCUCUCGUCCAACCAGCUCACGACACUGGACCCAGAUGCAUUUGAAGGUGUUACAGCAAGAUCCAACCUCACCGGAAACCCCUGGCACUGUGACUGCAGACUGCAGACAGCCCUUCCACGCCUAGACCUAGAGCCUGUGUCUUUGACUGGCAUUAUCUGUCAGACAUCUGAACCCUCAGACUCUGGAGCCCAAGGCGUGCCUUUCCUGCUGGCCAAAGACCUGGACCUGUGUGUGGUGCUCAAAAAGACCACGGAUGUGGCCAUGUUGGUGACCAUGUUUGGGUGGUUCACCAUGGUCAUCUCCUACCUGGUCUACUAUGUGAGACACAAUCAGGAAGAUGCCAGGCGCCACCUGGAGUAUCUCAAGUCUCUGCCCAGCAGGCAGGGCAAGUCUGAGGAGUCUUCCACCAUCAGCACUGUGGUAUAGUGCCAGGCCAAGUGCUCAUGACAUGCGGAGGAAGCUUCUCAGGCUGCCAAAAGACCACUCACUUCAAGGUACCACUCAGGAUUGAUCAGUACCC